UGGAGGGCGGGGAGCGAAGCGCUGCGGGGAUGGAGGAGAGGGAGCGGCUGUGGCGGCAGAUCCGGCUGCUGCAGGGUCUCAUAAAUGAUCAUAAAAACACGCACGGGGACAUGCCACGGCCUCUGCCAUCCACACCACCGAGGUGGAACAACCCCCGCCAGCCUGCCUUCGGCAGGAGGGGGGCAUUUUCAGCCAGGUACCCCCAGCAGGCUCCUAGGGAUUUCCAGCUGCGCCAGGGUCACUCCUGGAGGAAAAAAUAUUCCCUUGUCAACCGGCCACCGGGAUGGGCGUGUGACGUUGGAAGCGGUGGGAGUGCCAGCACAUCUCAGGCUUUUGGAAGUCAUGGGGACGGCCCGGCACCCGAGCCAUCGGAAUCGUCCCCAGAGAGACAUGUGGACUUGACCACAGAUGGUAAUAUAGUUGUAGGGAUCCAGCUGCCACAGAGGGCCGGCCCGUUUGCGGAUACGAAAGGUUUUGCUGAUGUGGGUUCUUACUGUGAGUUAUCUGGGCUGAAAACGGUGGUCACUGUGCCGGGUGACAGUAAAGGCGCGCAGAAAUCUCCAUACGCAUGCCGAAAUGAAGAGAGAAGACCUUCUCUCUCGGUUUCAUUUAGUUCAUCUCACCGGUUCGUGAGUUCAGUGUACGGGAACGUGUCGGAUAAGCCUAGAAUGGUGCAUCUGGCCAGCGACGUGGCCGGCAGCUCCCCUGCCUCUUGCGGAAGCACCAGUGAAAGCGCCGUGACGCUGAAAUCGGAGCCGCAGGAGCCUUCGGUGUUGCCAGAUCGCGAGCUGGCUCAGCACUUGGUACAGAGGAAGGCAGAACCGCUCGCCCCGGGGCAGUCUAGUUGUGAGCAUGUCAGGGAUGCUUUCAGAGAGCCAGAGCAACUUGGAAAUGGUGAGAUGCGCUCCAGACCUGCUCAGGCUGCGACUUUAGUGGGUGGGAUGACUCCAGGGAAGAGCAAGUUUUCCGUCGUCCCCAAAGCUGCUGGUCUCCAAAGAGCUGCCUCAACAUCCGUCUCCAGCAAAGUGUCAAAAUUCAGGAAAACUAAUUACACGUGGGUCGCAAACCCUGGUAAAUGCUCUCGUCCUGUGAAGAGAUGGGUCAGCCCAAGAGCUUCUGAAAGUGCUAAGAAGGUCGCUGGUGGAGCGGAGAGAGGUCCUAAACUAUCACCAAAAGCAGACUUGGGAGCAAAGCUGAAGAAAUCAGGACUGCAAUCCAAACUGGGUGUUUCUCCCAGCAAGUAUAAGUGGAAAGCCUCCAGCCUGCAGACCUCACCCUCCACCUCCAAGUCAGCGUUCAGGUGGCAAUCUGAGGAUCAGAAAAAACCUACAGCCUUCAACCACCCUCGAGCUGGUGCAGCCCCACCUCCUCCGAGCGCCGGGUCUGUUGGUCACGGCGGGGUGAAGCCCUCCUUCGGCGAUGUUGCGCUGUCCAGUUAUAAAGUGAAGAGCAGGACAAAAAUCAUCAAGAGAAAAGGAAGCUCGGGUUCCCCGCCGGAUAAGAAGAACGGCUCCUCACCCACCACCCUUCUGAAAAGCCACUUCCAUCUCAGGAAGAAAAACUCUUCACGGGGGAAGCCUUCCACGCCGCUGAAACGUUCCUCGCCCAAGGGUCUGGUGCAGAUCACCAAGCACCGGCUCUGCAGGCUGCCGGCCACCAGGAUGCAAGUCUCCACCAAAGAAGUACACAAACUGACUGAAGGUAUCCCCAGCACAGUCACAGUUGAAAUUACUGAUGCUUCCCGUGCUGUGAACCGCUGCCUGCGCGGAUGAGCCGAGCACCUUCCGCAGCGCUGUCAGGACUCCCCAAAUCCCACCCCAGCAGAUGCUCGGCUCCCUGUAAAACCUGGUACCAACUCACACGCUUCGUACAGCGAUUCCUUUCCGUUGCUGCUGUGUUAGAAGCCGUUCAUUCGAGGACUUGCCUGUUCACUUUGUGUGCUCUGCAAAGCGAUAUAAAUGAGUAAUACCCCUCAGAAUAUGUAGCAGAUGCCUAAGUGCACCUGGGGUUUUAAAGUUCCUGGAGCUUCAAGCUGCAUUCCUGUGCUUGAUCUCAAGAGAUUGCAGACCAGCGGGGAGCGAUGGUUGUGUUCUCCUUUGCUUAAUCGCAUCGUGGUGUCUCUGACUUUGGCUCCAUUCUCCUCUGUUGGUCACUGUCCUGGAGGUUUCAGGAGUAGAUUUCUG
Tyto alba (common barn owl) is the source of this 2183-nucleotide messenger RNA. RefSeq names its product zinc finger CCCH domain-containing protein 3. The record is from RefSeq and is a predicted model, not a curated record. Lineage: Eukaryota; Metazoa; Chordata; Aves; Strigiformes; Tytonidae. The coding region runs from base 30 to 1772 and encodes 580 amino acids. The transcript is spliced from 6 exons.